This is a messenger RNA of Conger conger (European conger), 4210 nucleotides long. RefSeq names its product fibroblast growth factor receptor 4-like. The coding region runs from base 547 to 3003 and encodes 818 amino acids. The transcript is spliced from 18 exons. Lineage: Eukaryota; Metazoa; Chordata; Actinopteri; Anguilliformes; Congridae. The record is from RefSeq and is a predicted model, not a curated record. Gene Ontology annotation, cellular component: signaling receptor complex; membrane. Gene Ontology annotation, biological process: positive regulation of cell population proliferation; positive regulation of ERK1 and ERK2 cascade; protein phosphorylation. Gene Ontology annotation, molecular function: fibroblast growth factor binding; fibroblast growth factor receptor activity; ATP binding.
UAAGACGCUAUCAAACAUGGGGCGGCGUUUUCUCCUCGAAUGCACUUUUUCCCGAGUGAACUCGCGCAGUUAAGCGCGGACACUUUCAUGACAGUCCACUGUCACAAGUGGAUCGUGGCUUUCAUUUCGUGGAGAGAGCAGUGGCAGAGACUGAUGUCAUUCUUGAGUUGGACUUUUGAGUAAGGAGAGAGUAGCCUGAAGACCAGCUCUUCCGUCUUCGGUGGGCAGCUGCUCUUGUUUUGGUUUGGACUGAUUUAGAAUUGACCCCCCCGAGCUACUUUUUUUUAUCCUUCGGACACCAGACCCUUUUUGGGAAAUAAGCGGGGAUACGGUACGAUGUCAGUGGGGACUCAAGCUUUCAUUUCUCCUGGACAGAACUAAGGACUCCUGGUGAACCAAAGAUUCACUAUUUACAAAAAGAGAAAGUAGCAUGCUGAACGGGCUUCAUGUUGCCUGGCCAUAUGAUGAGCUAGCUGCUAGCAUAUAGCAGGAGACCUGCACCCUUCAUUUUCAUCCACAACAAGACUACCCCUGAACACAUUUAAAAUGAUCCCUUCUCUCUGGCUGGGUAUCUUUCUCCUCAUGCUGUCUGAUGGAACUGUGGCAAGACCUCUUGGUCCUGCUGUGGAUGGCAAGAUGUCAGGCGGCCCUGAGGAGCAGGCUGGGGAGUCCGUGGAGCGGCUGCUCCUGCUUCCCGGGGAGGUCCUCACACUGCGCUGCGAGAGCAACCUCACUGAGCCCGUACGCUGGUCGCGAGGGGGCGUCUGGGUGCGGCACGGGGGGCGGGUGCGUCUCCACGCCGCGGUGCUGGAGAUUUCGGACCUCUCCUACGAGGACUCGGGCGUGUAUAACUGCGCCCCGCGCAACGCCAGAGCCCCCCUGCGGUCCUUCGUCAUCACCAUCGUUGAUUCAUUCGGGUCAGGUAAUGAUGAAGACGAUGAUGAGGAAGGCGACGUUGAUGAUGAUGAUAUUGGUGACGAUGUGGAAACACAAAUGGAGGAAGGGCAGGUCCAUUUCAGCAGAGGGCCGUACUGGACGCACUCCCAGCGCAUGGAGAAGAAGCUGUACGCCGUUCCGGCCGGGAACACGGUGAAGUUCCGCUGCCCGGCUGCCGGCAGUCCCUCGCCCUCCAUACGCUGGCUGAGGAACGGGAGAGACUUCCGCGGGGAGCACCGUAUCGGUGGCAUCAAGCUGCGGCAGCAGCACUGGAGUCUGGUGAUGGAGAGCGUGGUGCCGUCGGAUCGGGGGAACUACACCUGCGUGGUGGAGAACAGGCACGGGGUGCUCACACACAGCUAUGUCCUGGAUGUGCUGGAGCGGUCUCCACACCGGCCCAUCCUGCAGGCGGGUCUGCCGGCCAACACCAGCGCGGUGCUGGGGACCGACGUGCGGCUGUACUGCAAGGUGUACAGCGACGCCCAGCCGCACAUACAGUGGCUCAAACACAUCGAGAAGAACGGGAGCUACUACGGGCCCGACGGCAUCCCCUACGUACAGAUCCUGAAGUCGGGCAGUCUGAACAUGUCAGAGCUGGAGGUUCUGUACCUGCCCAACGUCACCGCAGAGGAUGCUGGGGAGUACACCUGCCUGGCCGGAAACUCCAUCGGUUUCUCCCACCAGUCCGCCUGGCUCACUGUGCUGUCAGAGGAGAUGUUAUUGGACCCUGUGGGCCUCACGGAGACCAAGUACACUGACAUCAUCAUCUACACCUGUGGGGCCCUGGCUCUGGUGAUGGGGGUGGUCAUCGUGGUGCUCUGCCGCAUGCAGGCCACAGCCAGCAGGGAACCGUUUCCUGUUCCACCCGUGAAGAAGCUCUCCAAGUUCCCCCUGAACAGACAGUACUCUGUGGAGUCGGAGUCCUCGGGGAAGUCUAAUGCGUCGCUGGUGCGGGUGGCACGUCUCUCGUCUAGCUCCGCCCCUGCUCUGGCCGGAGUGGUGGAGAUGGAGCUGCCCUUUGACCCCGACUGGGAGUUCAACCGAGAGAGUCUGGUUCUGGGGAAGCGUCUUGGUGAAGGCUGUUUUGGUCAGGUGGUCAUGGCGGAGGCGUAUGGCCUGAAUAGAGCCCGUCCGGACGAGGUGACCACCGUGGCAGUGAAGAUGCUGAAGGACGAUGCCUCAGAUAAAGACCUUGCUGAUCUGGUCUCAGAGAUGGAGCUGAUGAAGGUGAUGGACAAACACAAGAACAUCAUCAACCUUCUCGGCGUUUGCACGCAGAAUGGCCCGCUGUACGUGCUGGUGGAGUUUGCCUCCAAGGGCAGUCUGCGGGAUUACCUGCGGACACGGCGACCACCGGGCAUGGACUACACCUUCGAUGUGACCAGGGCGCCCCCAGAACAGCUCACGUUCAAGGACCUGCUCUCCUGCGCCUACCAGGUGGCUCGGGGUAUGGAGUACCUGGCCUCUAAGAGGUGCAUCCACAGAGACUUGGCAGCGAGGAACGUCUUGGUGACGGAAGACAACGUGAUGAAGAUCGCCGACUUCGGCCUCGCUCGAGGGGUGCACCACAUCGACUACUACAAGAAAACCACCAAUGGCCGGCUCCCAGUAAAAUGGAUGGCACCAGAAGCCCUGUUUGACAGAGUGUACACACAUCAGAGCGACGUGUGGUCUUUCGGGGUGCUGAUGUGGGAGAUUUUCACGCUUGGAGGGUCACCAUACCCUGGAAUCCCAGUGGAGGAGCUUUUUAAACUGCUAAAGGAGGGACAUCGUAUGGACAAACCCUCCAACUGUCCCCAUGAACUCUACAUGAGGAUGAGGCAGUGCUGGCUGGCGGUUCCGACCCAGAGGCCCACCUUCAAGCAGCUGGUGGAGGAGCUGGACCGGAUGCUUUUGUCCGUGUCGGAUGACUACCUUGACCUGGCCACGCCUUUUGAACAGUAUCUGCCCUCCUGUGAGGAGACUUCCGGAUCCUGCUCCUCCGACAACGACUCUGUCUUCACCCACGAUGUGCCGGCCCCUUGCCCCGGUGUCCACGGCGACCAUCGGACCCAGGACAGGAGCUGAACGAACCUGAGGGCCCAUCGCUGAAGCUCACUGAAGAUGCCUCAAUCCGGCCUCGUGCCGGGUAGCUGGAUUUGAAAAACGAGACCGAUGUGAUUGGUAGAGGGCAGGACAUGGGCCGACGUGAUUGGUGGAAGGGAGCGCACAAACAAACAUGAUUGGCUGAGGGCAAGGCGUUCCGACACCACUAUAGAAUGUGGUAACUGCUGACCUGCCAAUGAUUUGCCUUUGCCCUCCCAACCCAAGUGAAAACCUUGCUGUCACCCAGCUUAGAACUCUUGGUUGUGAUGGGGGACAGAUCAGGUACGGGAGUAGGGGUCUGGUGUUCAAACCCAUGCAACAACGGAGAUGAAUCGGAACUGGAACUGGAAGACGGAGAUGAAGCUGAGAAAAUAUAUUUUGAUAUAUUAUCAUAAGGCCUUUACAUUAAAAUGGGUAUAAUAGUAAAAUAGGAAAGGCUUGUAGGAUUUGGAAAUCCAUGAAAUAUCAGGCAUGGCUGGCAGAACGUCUCUCCAAAUCUUCCAAAUUUAAAUGUAGAUAUAUAGAUUCCUUUAUGAUCCAGUAUUUAAAAAUGGCCUUAAAUCUCAGGAUACGUGCUGUUAAAUUUUCUAUCGUGGCCUGUAUAUACCUGUAUUUCUGUCUAUAUGUUAAGUUAAAAUAUUUUUAUGUAUAUAUCACAAAUAACAUUAAGAGACCUUACUUUUUAGUAAGUAAUGUGAACUGGCACAAUAUGAACGUAUUGCAAGAAUUCCAGUUUUUUUAGUCACUGCCAAGCAUCCAUAACUCAAUAUUUUUUAAUCAAUGAUUAUUUCCAAUAGUUGUUUAUACUCCUGAUGCCUUUAUCAUUUGAACUGAACAUUCAUUACAGAGCAGUGAGUGAACAGCCAUUUUAGAAACAACAUCAGCUCGACUGGAUUACCAGUUGGACAGCAUCUGAAUCUGAGCCCUUACUGGCUGAGUUUAAAUGUCUAUAAGGACAUACAGAGUCUGUGGAGCUAUAUAGGGCCUGUAGAGACUGAUUUUGGAUGUGUAUAUUGUAUAGGGACAGGUUCUGUCACAAAGUAUAGUCUACGGGGACAUGCUUUCUGUAGGGUCACAUAGUCUUUCUUUAAAACAAUGUUCCUUAAGUGUUUUAGGGUUAAAGAGAAUUAUUAUGGACAUAUCUAAUUUAUUUGACCUGUUUAUAUAAAAUAAAGUAUAAUUUAAAGUA